Messenger RNA from Gadus morhua (Atlantic cod), 664 nucleotides. RefSeq names its product fucolectin-like. The coding region runs from base 68 to 664 and encodes 198 amino acids. NCBI's taxonomy places the organism in Eukaryota, Metazoa, Chordata, Actinopteri, Gadiformes, Gadidae. The record is from RefSeq and is a predicted model, not a curated record. The transcript has 2 exons.
UCUAUGUACCCUAUUAAGAGGCCGGUGACAAGGUAUCCAAACAGGCAAGUAUUUCAAUUUUGCCGGAAUGGUCCUUGACAAACGACUCUGUGGUUUAACUCUCCAAUUAGCUGCAUCCCGCAUUAACGUGGCAUUGAGCAACACGGCUAUUCAGUCUACAACCUUCCAUGGCGCAGUGGCUGAACGCGCCAUCGAUGGGAACAGCAGCCCUCAGUGGGACCAAGGCAGCUGCAGCCAUACUCACUCACUGGCCAAACAAUGGUGGAGGCUGGAGCUGCCUGGUGUGUACCGGGUUUCAGAGAUCCAUGUCACUAAUAGGAAUGAAUUCAGGGAGUGGCUGAACGGCAUUGAAAUAUUCAUCGGGAAUUCACGGGCAAACAACGGCAACGACAAUCCAAGGUGUGCCAUAAUCAACGAUGACCCAGGCUGCUUGACUCAGACUGUCAAGUGUUGGGGAAUGGAAGGCAGGUUCAUCAACUUCUACAAGUCCUCCUCAGGCUAUUUGCAGUUGUGUGAAGUCAAAGUGUACGGAGGUAGGAACCCAGUCUAUCAUUACAUUUCAUCAAAGGGGGAUGGGUGUACUAGAACCACUGUUGGUAAAACAUCUUUGGUCAAUGGUCAAAUGCUGGUCCUGUGCAGCUCCACUGGUAGAGCAUGGCAUUAA